This is a messenger RNA of Symbiodinium necroappetens, 291 nucleotides long. The record is from the annotation of a GenBank genome assembly. Lineage: Eukaryota; Dinophyceae; Suessiales; Symbiodiniaceae.
GCGAGUUCGUGCGACACAGGUUUCCACCGAGCUCGUCGUAUCGACAUUGAUUUGGAGGAAGGAGAGGUGCUGUUUGUGCCCGGCGGUGCCCCACACCUUGUCGUCAAUUUGACCGACACCGCGGCCUUUGCUGGGAAUUUUCUCGAUGACUCUAAUUUGGAGGCGGCCAUGGCAGACAUCAAAGAAAUGGCUGCCAAUGAGCAGAAGAAGAAGGCCGAGCCGGGGCCAAUGCAAGGAUUUCUGUCUGCGCUGGAGGAGAUGGUUUUCGAUCCGGACAAAGCCAUCUGCGAG